Messenger RNA from Physcomitrium patens, 2169 nucleotides. Its product is annotated as 3-oxoacyl-[acyl-carrier-protein] synthase I, chloroplastic. Gene Ontology annotation, biological process: fatty acid biosynthetic process. Lineage: Eukaryota; Viridiplantae; Streptophyta; Bryopsida; Funariales; Funariaceae. Gene Ontology annotation, cellular component: mitochondrion. Gene Ontology annotation, molecular function: 3-oxoacyl-[acyl-carrier-protein] synthase activity. The record is from RefSeq and is a predicted model, not a curated record.
UGUUGUGCGUGAGUCUGUGGGUUGAGCCCACAUUCUGAGCUUCUCUCGGUUGCUGGGUCUCACUCCUUCUCUUAAUCCUCCCUCUCCUCAUCCUGGGCGAUAUCAUCGACGGUUCACAGCAGCAUCGACUAUCCGGCGACGGACCUUUUCAUCGCUUCACGAUCGGUGCCAUUGGAAACCCAAAGCCCCGCCAAUUAGCAAUCGGGAGCUUGGUGCGUUCGUCGCUAUCUCCUCUGCUUUAUGCGUCGCUUUUUGGUUCUGGGUUGGGAGGAUUAGUUGGAGUUUUGCAGUUCAGUGCGUCUCUUUAGUUGCGCUGCGGUUUGGGUUGCGGCUGACCCUGAGGAAGGAGGUUUUUCGUGUAUUGGGUAGAGCCUUGGGUUGAGUGAGGUUUUGUUGGGCUCUUAACGGCGAUGGCUGCAGCUCCGGCUCUUCCGCAAUACCAUGGCCUCCGUGCUGCCUCGAAGAGCACGGUCCAAGCGCAACGUCCCUCACAGUUUCCCGCCUCAUCAAAUGGGAAUGUUGGAGCUUCCCGAGUGCGAUGUUCGGCUCAGAGCGCUCCCAAGAGAGAAACGGACCCAAAGAAGAGGGUUGUAAUCACUGGAAUGGGCCUGGUGUCGGUCUUCGGGAAUGAUGUCAAUACUUUCUACGACAAGCUUCUGGAGGGGACCAGCGGUAUCGACAUCAUUGACAGAUUCGAUAUAUCCAAGUUCCCUACGAAAUUUGCUGGACAGAUAAGGGGGUUCAGUGCAAAAGGAUACAUCGAUGGUAAGAACGAUCGCCGCCUGGACGAUAGUCUUCGGUAUUGCCUAGUCAGUGGAAAAAGAGCGCUUGAAGACGCCGGCCUCGGUGGAGAAAACUUGAAUCAGGUAGAUAAGCAAAAGGUGGGCGUUCUCGUGGGAACUGGCAUGGGUGGGCUUACAGUAUUCUCAGAUGGUGUCCAAGCUUUGGUGGAAAAGGGCCAUAAGAGGAUCACACCAUUCUUCAUACCUUACGCGAUUACGAAUAUGGGAUCUGCUCUUCUCGCCAUCGACCUUGGUCUGAUGGGUCCCAACUACUCGAUCUCAACUGCUUGUGCCACCUCCAACUACUGUUUCUACGCAGCCGCCAACCACAUUCGGAGAGGGGAGGCUGAUAUGAUGAUCGCUGGAGGCACAGAGGCAGCCAUUCUUCCGAUUGGGUUGGGUGGUUUUGUGGCUUGCAGGGCUUUGUCGACGAGGAACGACAGCCCGCAAACCGCUUCCAGGCCUUGGGACAAGGAACGAGAGGGGUUCGUGAUGGGCGAGGGUGCUGGUGUAUUGGUUAUGGAGAGCCUGGAGCAUGCCUUGAAGCGAGGCGCACCAAUUGUAGCGGAGUAUCUGGGAGGUGCAGUGACGUGUGACGCAUACCAUAUGACAGAUCCCCGCGCCGACGGGUUGGGUGUUUCCACGUGUAUUGAGAAGAGUUUGGCAGAUGCAGGAGUCGCCACUGAGGAGGUUAACUACAUUAAUGCGCAUGCUACAUCUACAGUCGUGGGUGAUUUAGCGGAAGUGAACGCCAUUAAGAAGGUCUUCAAAAACACAUCAGAGAUUAAAAUGAACGCAACAAAGUCCAUGAUUGGGCACUGCCUUGGAGCUGCUGGAGGUUUAGAGGCGAUUGCUACGAUCAAAGCUAUUGAAACCGGAUGGUUGCAUCCAUCAAUUAAUCAAUUCAAUCCUGAGGAGUCGGUGACAUUUGACACUGUGCCCAAUGUCAAAAAGCAGCAUGAAGUAAAUGUUGCUAUCUCAAACUCAUUUGGGUUCGGUGGACACAAUUCCUGCGUUGUUUUCGCUCCUUACAGGCCUUGAAGAAGCGCACUAAAGAUUCCUGUUAUUUUCACACGAUUUUUUCUGUUCGGUAGGGUAGAAUUUGGAAACAGCGGUGACUGCUAGGUUCAUUCAUGUCGUCAAAAGGUACAAAAGGAGUGUGAAGGACAUCAAGAAAAGGUCGCAUUUUAAUUCAAGGUCUCUGAAGUUGAUUCUGAUGUCUUAUGGCCAAUUCAUACCACGAUGUUCGUAGAUUGAAAUUUGAAAGUAAAUUGGUUCGAGUAGUGUUGGUUGUAUUCGUGCAGCGGAUGUUACACCUUUUUUAUGUGCAUUUGGAUAUUGUCCUUGAGUGCGCCGAGAAGUAGUCCAAGUUGUCAUUUUUACCAAU